UUUUUUUUUUCCUUCUUUCUAUCUCUAUCACAUUUCUUCACCAGCUGAUUUGUUUGCCCGGAGAUUAUCUCUCCGUCGUAAUUAAGAUCUAUACAGAGAACACAAAGUUAAAGAAUCCUCAUGGAAGGAGUAAACUCUUCAAGCUCUAUAUCCGACCUAGACGACUUGGCUCGGUUACUUGACCGGCCUAGACUAAACAUUGAACGGAAAAGAUCGUUCGAUGAGAGGUCGUUCAGCGAAAUGGGAAUCUUCGACAACGUUAAUUCUCCCGGAGGAUGGGAAACUCCGGUAUCUUCGGCUAGAAACUCGUUUGAGCCACAUCCUAUGGUUGCAGAGGCUUGGGAUGCUUUGAGACGAUCAUUGGUUUACUUUCGUGGCCAACCGGUUGGUACUAUCGCUGCUUAUGACCAUGCUUCUGAAGAAGUCUUGAACUAUGAUCAGGUUUUCGUAAGAGACUUUGUUCCAAGUGCACUAGCUUUUCUCAUGAACGGAGAGCCAGACAUAGUUAAGAACUUUCUCCUCAAGACAAUUCAAAUCCAAGGAAGGGAAAAAAGAAUAGACCGGUUCAAGCUAGGCGAAGGCGCAAUGCCGGCUAGCUUCAAGGUCAUUCAUGACCCUAUCAAGAAAACCGACACUAUCAUCGCUGACUUUGGCGAGAGCGCGAUUGGAAGAGUGGCUCCGGUUGACUCAGGUUUCUGGUGGAUCAUUCUCCUCAGAGCCUAUACAAAAUCCACCGGAGACACUUCUCUAGCUGAAACACCUGAAUGUCAAAAGGGAAUGAGACUCAUUCUCUCUCUUUGUCUCUCCGAAGGUUUCGAUACUUUCCCUACAUUACUUUGCGCUGAUGGCUGCUCCAUGGUCGAUCGAAGAAUGGGGGUUUACGGGUACCCGAUAGAGAUCCAAGCUCUCUUCUUCAUGGCUCUUCGAUCCGCAAUGUCGAUGCUAAAACACGACGCGGAAGGUAAAGAGUUCAUGGAGAGGAUAGUGAAGCGGCUACACGCGCUUAGCUUCCACAUGAGAAGUUAUUUCUGGCUCGAUUUUCAACAGCUCAACGAUAUUUACCGUUACAAAACAGAGGAGUACUCGCACACAGCGGUCAACAAGUUCAACGUCAUCCCUGACUCGAUCCCUGAGUGGGUCUUCGAUUUCAUGCCUCUACGUGGCGGUUACUUCAUAGGGAACGUUAGUCCAGCUCGUAUGGAUUUCAGGUGGUUUGCUCUUGGCAACUGUGUAGCGAUCCUUGCUUCUUUAGCCACGCCUGAGCAGUCGGCUGCGAUCAUGGAUUUGAUAGAGGAACGGUGGGAGGAGUUGGUAGGAGAGAUGCCGGUUAAGAUUUGUCAUCCGGCGAUCGAGAGCCACGAGUGGCGGAUCGUUACCGGUUGUGACCCUAAGAAUACUCUUUGGAGUUAUCAUAACGGUGGUUCUUGGCCAGUGCUUUUGUGGCUAUUAACAGCUGCGUGCAUAAAGACGGGACGGCCACAAAUAGCAAGACGGGCCAUAGAUCUAGCCGAGGCACGGCUGUUGAAGGAUGGUUGGCCGGAGUAUUACGACGGGAAAUCGGGAAGGUUCAUCGGAAAACAGGCGAGGAAAUUUCAGACAUGGUCUAUCGCAGGUUACUUGGUCGCCAAGAUGUUGUUGGAAGAUCCUUCUCAUCUUGGAAUGAUCUCAUUGGAAGAAGACAAACAGACCAAACCUGUCAUUAAGAGAUCUUAUUCUUGGACUUGAUAAUUUGUUGUCAAUUCUUUUGAGAAAAUCAGGCUAAAAUUUGUUAGUUUCUAAAUUUUGUUUUACAAGUUAACGCAUCUUGUAUUAUUAUUGUUUUCCUUAGUGUGGAGUAGUGGGAUAGUUGAUAACCUCUUUGUAGACGAUUUUUUCUACCAUAUAUUUUAGCUUCGAUUAGUAACAAUCAAUAACCGCAUAAUAA
Arabidopsis arenosa is the source of this 1924-nucleotide messenger RNA. The record is from the annotation of a GenBank genome assembly. NCBI's taxonomy places the organism in Eukaryota, Viridiplantae, Streptophyta, Magnoliopsida, Brassicales, Brassicaceae.